AUGGCUCCUGGUGUCUCAAAUGAGAAGAAAACUGAUGAUGAACAGUGUUCAAAAGAGAAUUUUAUCCAUCUCUGCAACCCUCACCUGGAGAAAAUGAAAGAAGACAUUCUGUACCAUUUUGCUCUUGGGACUGGUACCCAUGAUUUUCCAGCGUUGUUUGGAGAUGUAAAGUUUGUAUGUGUUGGAGGAAGUCCUUCACGGAUGAAAACUUUUAUCACCUACAUAGCUGAAGAACUGGGGCUUGGGAGCCCUGGUUGUGACUAUCCUAACAUCUGUGCGGGAACUGACCGUUACGCAAUGUACAAAGUGGGACCUGUUUUGUCAGUCAGUCAUGGUAUGGGCAUUCCUUCUAUUUCAAUCAUGUUGCACGAGCUGAUCAAACUGUUGUAUCAUGCCAGGUGUACCAACAUAACCAUUAUUCGCAUUGGCACCUCUGGUGGAAUAGGUCUGGAGCCAGGCUCAGUGGUUAUAACUAGGCAGUCUGUAGAUGCCACCUUCAAACCUCAAUUUGAACAGGUUAUUCUGGGGAAGACGGUAAUACGCAGUACAAACCUAGAUGAACAGCUAGCUAAGGAACUGAUGCAGUGCAGUAAAGAAAUCGGUCAAUUCAAUACAGUCAUUGGAAACACUAUGUGCACUUUGGAUUUCUAUGAAGGACAGGGCAGGUUGGAUGGUGCAAUCUGCUUAUAUAGUGAAGAAGAGAAACUGCGGUACUUGAAGGAAGCUUAUGAUUCUGGCGUCAGAAACAUAGAGAUGGAGUCUUCUGUAUUUGCUGCAAUGUGUAAUCUCAGUGGUGUCAAAGCUGCCGUAGUGUGUGUCACUCUUCUGAAUCGGCUUGAAGGGGAUCAGAUUAGUAGCUCACAUGAUGUACUUGUGGAGUAUCAGCAGAGACCACAGAAGUUAGUGGGAUAUUUCAUUAAGAAAAGUCUUGGGAAAGUAUGAAAUAUCCACCUUUGUUUUAUAGAAGGAGAAGGCUUUUGCACAGCUGAAGUCAUGGUCAUGACUUUUGUGCGUUAAAGGUUUUUUGCCUCAGAAUACCUUACAGCAUUUCAUGUGUCUGUGGAAGUUAAUCAUUUAUGCCACUGUGCUUUGGGAACUGAAUGUGCUGAAUGGAUUUCAGUUAAGCUUUGCUUAGUUAUGCAUUGCUGGAUGUAAGAGUUAUUUUUCUGUGAAUUGGAAAGUGGAUCUGUUGUGAAGGUCAAGCCUGCUAUAAUAUAUGAAAAAGCUUUAUUUUUCCCUGUUGUAAAAGAAAAACUAGGAAGAAAAUCAAACUUUAUUGCCAAGUACUUGCAAACCACAAAAUUAAAAUUAACUCAAGAAUGUUAAUCCCUUUCUUGUUGUUAUAAAGAAUUAUAUAAAUUAUA
Molecule: messenger RNA, 1364 nt
Organism: Cariama cristata (Red-legged seriema)
Lineage: Eukaryota; Metazoa; Chordata; Aves; Cariamiformes; Cariamidae
Gene: UPP1
Product: uridine phosphorylase 1
Exons: 7
Coding region: 1-942 (313 amino acids)
Biological process (GO): nucleotide catabolic process; uridine catabolic process
Cellular component (GO): cytosol; cytoplasm
Molecular function (GO): uridine phosphorylase activity
Source: RefSeq, a predicted model, not a curated record